AUGCGCAAGACACCGCGAAGUGAAUCCGGGAGCAAGGACGAACCGUUGGACCUUUCCCCCUCGAAACCGCGCAGGAGAGGCAAGGCCGUUGAGGACACCCACAAAGUUUCUAAUACGGAAACAUGGCCCGAUAUCUUCCAGCUUGCUACUCUUCAAGCAUGCAUUGUCGACAACAACACUUCUUUGGAAGCACUUACUCGGAAGCUCAAUGACCUCGUCCACGAUGAUGAUGUCUCGCCCCUGAGACGUGAAAUCUCUGAAAGGCAAGACCGAAUAGGGGAUUUGAGGAAGGACCAGCACUCGGUUCUGAAUUUGUGUUCGCAAAGUGGGUGCUUCUCCGAGCCGCAUAAGGCGCUCCCAGCUGACGAAUUGUUAGAGCAACUCGAAAUCCAGGAACGGCGCGCGGAACUGAAUCAGAGAAGAGAGCUGUUGCUGUUGGCAAGGGAAGAGGUGGAACGGUUGGAUUUACUACAGCAGAGCCAAGCCAAAGAAAUCACCUGGGAAAGGUCCAAACUUGAUACCCUUCGCUCCAAUCUUGCUUCUGUUCGUGCGGGCCUUGUGUCUGUACUGGCGGAUAUCUUCCCUGUUGAUCUGCUAUCCCCACCUGACCUGCUGUUUACCAUCCUUGAUGUACCACUACCGAUCCCCGUCUCGAGCAACGAUCCCGCACCGCCCCUAACCCUUCCUGAUUACAAGCAAGUCAACGAGGACGCCAUUGCCGCUGCGCUGGGUUAUGUAGCCGAAGUUCUGCAAUUGCUCUCUGCGUACCUGGGAAUAGGCCUUCUGUAUCCAGUGACGUGCAUCGGGAGUCGAAGUCUGAUAAAAGACGGCAUCUCUUCGAUGGUCGGACCAAGGACGUUCCCCCUGUAUUCCAAGGGCGUCGACACGUAUAGAUUCGAGUAUGGUGUUUUCCUUUUGAACAAAAAUAUAGAACUACUAAUGGCAGAAAAAGAUUUACGUGCCCUUGACAUGCGACAUACACUACCUAAUUUGAAGAAUCUUUUGCUUAUUCUAAGCCAUGAUACCAGUGGACGAUCCGAGUUGCGGUAUGUCAAUUCUCGAGAAGGGCUUCAUUUCGCUUACUCGUAUGACAGGAAACGUAAAGUACCAGACACUCCGACAUCUUCAAUCCUCGAGCUGGACCCAUCAUCGAGCGGGCCAAGGAGUGAAUCGAGGGAGGCGGCCAGCACGCCGAAGCCGUGCAAAGUUGGCGAAGAGGCGCAAACGCCUCCGAGAAGCGGAGCAACCACGCCAACGCCCGGCGGCAACGCCGAGGAUUCCAGAAAGUCGCGGUCAUUCUUGGGGCUGACACCUCUUGCAGGGUUCCUUCGGAGUCGGUAUCCGUCUGCAGUGCGAGGGUCGCCGAAAGAGACAUCAGAAGACGACGGGGACGAGGAGGAAGAGGACAGGCGGACAAUCCAUGGGGUGGCGCGUGACGAGAACGGGAGUGCCAAUGAUGCGACGGAUGCCACCGCCAGUGCAGUGAAUGGUCCACAGAAUGCCGCACUUGUGGACCCAAGCUAUGACCAGAAGCGACCCGAUGGUUUAGAGCCGAACAUUGGGGAUGUCGAAGUUUCGCGAGAGGUGGUAGGGGGUUGA
Coprinopsis cinerea okayama7#130 is the source of this 1599-nucleotide messenger RNA. RefSeq lists its product as hypothetical. Gene Ontology annotation, biological process: SNARE complex assembly. Lineage: Eukaryota; Fungi; Basidiomycota; Agaricomycetes; Agaricales; Psathyrellaceae. Bases 1 to 1599 code for a protein of 532 amino acids. Gene Ontology annotation, molecular function: SNARE binding. The record is from RefSeq and is a predicted model, not a curated record. Gene Ontology annotation, cellular component: endosome; lytic vacuole. The transcript is spliced from 6 exons.